Anthonomus grandis grandis is the source of this 2318-nucleotide messenger RNA. It is a transcript of the gene Epp, whose product is annotated as protein UBASH3A homolog. Lineage: Eukaryota; Metazoa; Arthropoda; Insecta; Coleoptera; Curculionidae. The transcript is spliced from 12 exons. The record is from RefSeq and is a predicted model, not a curated record. Gene Ontology annotation, molecular function: protein binding. The coding region runs from base 220 to 2274 and encodes 684 amino acids.
AUCCUUGUUGAUCAACAAAUCCCCACUCCUGGGUUUACUGGCUUAGUUUAGGCAGCAUGUUGUGUUUGUUAGCCUUGUUUACUUUCUUAUUUGAAUUUGAAUUUUAAACGUUAUAGUUCAAUUCAAAACAUAUUAUAUAUAAUUAUUCAGAUAGGAUAGAUUGGAAAGAGUUAACAAGCUGUUAACUUAGUAAUAAACAAGAUUUUAAGUAGGGUCAUAAUGGCCACCUUGCCUCCCAGAAAAAACCCAACACCUACUAAAAUAUCCAAGCAAAGCUUGAGCCCUUUGCAAAUACUGUUACAAAUGGGCUUCCCUAGACAUAGAGCGGAAAAGGCCCUUGCAGCCACUGGCAAUAGGGGUGUUCAGCUGGCCUCAGACUGGCUACUUGCACAUGUAAAUGAUCCCCUGUUGGAUGACAAUUCGCCUAGAGAAUAUAUUUUGUAUGUGUGCCCCACUGGCCCUUUUUUGGAACAAUUACAAACAUUUUGGAGUCAGUCAUUUAAUUUGUGUGGGUGGAAUGGUGCCCACAACUCUACACCACAUAUUACUUUGGUGUCAUUUUUUAAGGCUCCAGACCAGGAUGCAAGCCACCUGACUAACAGUCUAAAAACUGUAAUGGAGAGACAAGGUGCUGUACUAAAUGAAUCUCUGAAACUUGAAAGUUACACCUCACCUAAUUUUAUGGGAUUUUUUGUAACGGAGGAACACGCAGAUUACCUAAAAAGAAUUGCCAUGCAGUAUGUUAAAGAAGUUUCGAAUGCCAUAAUAAGUGAUACUUAUGAGCAAUUUGAUGCCCUAACUGCCUGUUUUCCAUGGUGUACCACCACCACUGCUAGGUGUAUACCAAGGGGUAGUAGAUCUAUAAGUCUAGAGCCUCACGUAAAAUCUCUUCAUCUAACUCUGGCCUAUCAGUUUGAAAGUUCGAACUAUCAAACUUUAAAGUCUUUGGUAGAUAAACUAAAUCCUGCGAUCUCUAGUAACUGGGAAUUAAGGCUAUAUUCUAGGGAUCCUAGGAUGAAUGGGAAACAAGUGCAUAAAGUUAUUCAUCCUUACACACCUACGGAAUGUGAUGAAUUGGAGUUAAGAACUGGUGAUUAUGUGUAUUUGAGCGGAGAAUCUCUAACUAGUUCGCCAGAUGGUUGGGUUGAAGGUACUUCAUGGUUGACUGGUUUAACAGGAUUCUUACCUGAAAGGUAUAUUAUUUAUACAAAAAGAACCGCAGAGUCCGAAGCUUGGACUUUACACGCAAAUGUACCGAUUAACAGCUUGACACCUGAAUCGGAAAAUCAACUUUCUGGUGAUUUAAGUGCUUCUGACUCAAUCAAUGAACUCUUGAAGGAUGUAUGCUCGCACUCAGUGUUAAAUAAUGCAAAAGUUGACGCGCCUCCUACGCCUUGGUUACCUGAAGUCGACACGUCUGAUAAUCCAAAAGAAAAUGUUUACGAAAAUCUUAUUCAUAUACAGAAACAAGAAUGCAAAGAGGACGAAACCAUUUCAAGAAGUUUGUUUGUAAUGAGGCAUGGAGAGAGAGUAGAUUUUACCUUUGGGAAAUGGGUACCUGUUUGUUUUGAUGAACAAGGGAUUUACAGCCAAAAGGAUUUAAAUCUCCCUAAAAGUUUGCCAGAAAGAAAGGGUGGCGCUACUUCUUAUUUAAAAGACUGUCCUUUGACCAACAUAGGGCUGUUUGACGCCGGACUAGUGGGAGAAGCUUUGAGGGAUAAAAAUAUUAUUAUUGACCAAGUGUAUUGUUCUCCUAGUUACAGAUGUAUUCAAACAUGUGACUCUGUUUUAAAAGCCCUACGAAAGAGAGAUGAACUGGCAAUAAAAAUAGAACCAGGGCUUUUUGAAUGGAUAUCUUGGUACCCUGUAGAUUAUAUUCCAGACUGGAUGACUAAUCAGGAACUGAUCCAAGCUGGUUUUAAUAUAGAUUUAAGUUAUACUCCGUUCGUGACUCAAAAAGAGGUAAAGGAGAGCAAGGAAAGCUGCGAGCAGUAUUAUUGGAGAAGUGCCUUUGUUGCCAGAAGUUGUUUGUCAGCUUCAAAAGGUAACGUCCUAAUAGUGGGACACUCAUCGACGUUGGAUACGUGUUCGAGAGAUCUGCUCGGCAAAAAGUUCAGGCCGGGCAAGGAACUGAUAAAGGUCGUUCAGGAAAUACCAUAUUGUAGCAUAAUAGAGGUCAAUGGUACUGGAAACACUUGGGAAAUGGUAGAUCCGCCCUGUUUACCUCCCACGCAUUCUACUAAUCAGAGGUUUGAUUGGAGAAUUUUGCUUUAAAUUAAUAUGCUUAAUUUCGUAGAAAAGUAGACUGAUCAAGUUUU